Messenger RNA from Radiomyces spectabilis, 1113 nucleotides. Its product is annotated as CobW/HypB/UreG, nucleotide-binding domain-containing protein. Gene Ontology annotation, cellular component: cytoplasm. Lineage: Eukaryota; Fungi; Mucoromycota; Mucoromycetes; Mucorales; Radiomycetaceae. The coding region runs from base 53 to 1069 and encodes 338 amino acids. The record is from RefSeq and is a predicted model, not a curated record. The transcript has 7 exons.
AACUCACACUUUUUGCACUUCAACCGGCCGUCAUUGAGUUAUAUAUCCCACCAUGAGUCAGGACAAACCUAUCCCCAUUACUGUGUUUACAGGUUUUCUUGGAAGCGGAAAGACAACUACGAUUCUCGGACUGUUGAAAAGGCUUCCCGAGGAAUACAAAGUGUGUCUGCUGAAGAAUGAGUUUGGUGACAUUGCAGUCGAUAGUCAGUUGGCCAAAGAAUCCAAUAUCGGUGUGCAGGAAAUGGUCAACGGCUGUUUAUGCUGCGUUCUGGUAGGUCAGAUGAAAUUAGCAUUAAUGGAAUUGAAAGAAAAAUACAACCCGGACAGAAUCAUCGUGGAAACAAGUGGAUCGGCGUUUCCUGCCCCUAUUGCUUGGCAAAUUCGUGAAAUGGCGCCCGAUGGAUUUGUGUUGGAUUCCAUCAUCACCGUCGUCGAUUGCGUGAAUUUCACCGGUUAUGAAGACACAAGCUAUACGGCCAAGCUACAAGCUCAGUAUACAGACGUUAUUCUGCUCAACAAACAUGAAUUGGUGGAUGAGCGGCAGUUGGAUACGGUGAUGGAUCACAUCAAUGAAUUGAAUACGGAUACGCCCAAAGUCAAAUGCGACAAGGACGGUGUGUCCCCCGAUUUGAUCUUUGGUCUUGAUACACAGUUGUUCAAAGUGACGAAUGAAAAGACACACCAGCUCAAUGAAAUGGUAUUUGACCCGCAUCAUCAAGAGAAUGAAGUGGAUCUUGUUCAGAUUGUGCAGACCACCGAUGCAGGCAACAAUAACAUCACACGCGAACUUCUCGACAGCUUUUUGAAAACCAUGCCCAAGGAAGAUAUCUAUCGAAUCAAAGGGUUUGUGCGGGAUAACCUGGACAAGCUUUAUAUCUUAAAUCAUGCCUUUGGUCGCUUUGAAUUAACCGAGGUCACCAACGAAGAAACGCUUCAAGAAGCGAAAGACAUUCAAUUGAAAAUCACCGUCAUGGGCCAGGACCUUCGCAUGUAUCAAGAUAGAAUCAAGAAUGCUUUGCUGGGAACUACCGAAGCCGAAGUCACUUUAACAGCAGCACAUAGACAUUAAAUGAUAGAAAAUAAACACAGUGUUAUUGAAAGAUGUAUUGCAAU